UACUUCCAAUUCCAAUCCAAUCCCCCACCCCCAAUGAAUGCCAAACCCAAAAGCAGAGGUAAUGGGAUUGGCAUUCCAUACUGGUUGUACUAGUUGUGCCAGCAGUAAUAAUAAAUAUUUCCUCCUUUAACUUGAUACAAAUCCCACUACAACUAUUACUACUUGCCUUGCCGAGCUAGUCCAUAAGCCCACCUGUCAAUUGCUACUCUUCAGUUUACCGCCUCGUGGCAUUGUUGUUGAGAGUGUAUAUAAGCAAGCUAUGUGUACCUGAAACCCUGAGGCAUCAUCGGCAAUUUUUUUCUAGUACUAGGAUUCCAGGCGCAGACUGCAGAGGUUUUCCGGUGAUCGGAUGGGGUCAAUGCUUGGUGACUGGCCUUCUUUCGACCCUAUGAACUUCAGCCAACUCCGACCAUCUGAUCCUUCAAGCCCUUCGAGAAUGACACCUGUUACAUAUUGUCCAACUCAUGAUAGGUGCCAGCCACCACCUAACCAAGUGAUAGCUUCAGAAUCAAGAAAUAUACUUCUGAGGAACAUGUAUAAGCGCACCGAAGACAAGCUGAGAUCUAAGAGGCCUGCAUCUGAAAUUUUGAUCACAGAUCAAGGACUCAAGCAUCCUAGGACUUCAACUGCUGAAUCUCCCUUCUGAGAUUUUAUGGCUGAAAGUCUUAAGAUCUGGUUGUAGAUACUUUCCACCAAGUAUAGGUUUUGGCCGCUGUUGCUGUAAACUGUUAGUUGACUUGUUCUACUUACCAGCAGACUUCUCAAACUGCCAACUUUGAUGGUAUGAGAUGUAAUAGGUUAUAUAUAUAGCUGGAUCGUCUCACAGCUGCUUAGUUAAUUGCAUCUGGAGAUGAGCCUUAUCCUGGACAUUGAUAUCUUAGCUAUAGUCCAUGUUCUGCGACUUUGGCUUUUCUCUUGGGAAUCUUUUAGUUUCCUGAACUCUUAUACAUGAUCCUUGUGCAAUCUCCACCAAA
Coffea eugenioides is the source of this 974-nucleotide messenger RNA. RefSeq lists its product as uncharacterized. The transcript has 4 exons. The record is from RefSeq and is a predicted model, not a curated record. Gene Ontology annotation, cellular component: Cul4-RING E3 ubiquitin ligase complex. Lineage: Eukaryota; Viridiplantae; Streptophyta; Magnoliopsida; Gentianales; Rubiaceae. Bases 350 to 646 code for a protein of 98 amino acids. Gene Ontology annotation, biological process: positive regulation of proteasomal ubiquitin-dependent protein catabolic process.